UAAAUAAGCCAAGUUUAGAGUAGUAUUUUUUAGAGCACUUUCCUCUUCUCAUACCCUUCUUUCUCUCUACUUGCUCUUUUUUGCUACUCUAUUACUGGGUUUGGCUGUCCGAAAAACUCCCAAAAGAUCUAGCACAGGACUUCACUUACUUUCAUAGAGCUUCAAUCACUCAGCAAAUGUAAAAGUUGGGCACAUGUGCUACCAUUUUAUCUCUCUUCCAGCUAAGAGAUCUACAUAGAAACUUUUGGAAAAAACUACUUGAAACCCUAGUUUAGCUGAGUUUGAAGCUUGUUGUUGAGAAAAUGAACUUUCUUUUGGGAUUCAUUUUUUACCAGUUUUAGAGCUGCUUGAGCUGGUGGAAAAGAAAAGCUCCAUUCUUUUUGAUAUUUCAGCUGUUUAUUUUUUCUUUGUGUUUUUUGGGUGGGUGGGUGCUGAAGAUCUGAGGCGCAUGAAGCAGAGAAGGGUGGAUUUUUGCAGUGGAACUGGUUUUGGAUGAGCUCUUUUCAUUGCCCUUUCUGGGAAAUUUAAGGUGGGUUUUGGGAGGGAGGGUGGGGGGUGGUGGAGGGAAGAUUGUGGAAGUUUUUUGGGUUUUCUUUUUCCCCUUUUUUUGGGGGUGUUUUUUUGAUUGAUUUUCUGCAGAAUGAGAUUAUCAUCUUCUGGUUUCCCUCAUCAACCUGAGGAAGGUGAGAAGAAAGUUUUGAAUUCAGAAUUGUGGCAUGCGUGUGCUGGUCCUCUUGUCUCCUUGCCCCCUGUGGGAAGCCGGGUUGUAUAUUUCCCACAGGGUCAUAGUGAGCAGUGUCUGCAGGUUGCAGCUUCAACUAAUAAAGAAGUAGAUGCUCAUAUUCCUAAUUAUCCUAGCUUGCCUGCACAACUUAUUUGUCAGCUUCAUGACGUGACCAUGCAUGCAGAUGUCGAGACAGAUGAAGUAUAUUCUCAGAUGACCUUGCAGCCCCUGACUUUGCAAGAGCAAAAAGAUGUCUGUCUCCUACCUGCAGAAUUGGGCACUGCCAGCAAACAACCGACUAAUUAUUUCUGUAAAACAUUAACUGCAAGUGACACUAGCACUCAUGGAGGAUUUUCUGUUCCUCGUAGGGCAGCGGAAAAAGUCUUUCCUCCCCUUGAUUACACCCAGCAACCUCCUGCUCAGGAAUUGAUUGCUAGGGAUCUUCAUGAUAAUGAAUGGAAAUUUAGACAUAUCUUUCGAGGGCAGCCUAAGAGACAUCUUCUUACCACUGGAUGGAGCGUCUUUGUAAGUGCUAAAAGACUAGUUGCUGGGGAUUCUGUCAUCUUCAUUUGGAAUGAGAAGAAUCAGUUACUCCUUGGCAUUCGUCGUGCUAAUCGUCCACAAACUGUGAUGCCAUCGUCAGUAUUAUCCAGCGAUAGCAUGCAUAUAGGUCUCCUUGCUGCAGCAGCUCACGCAGCUUCUACAAACAGUCGUUUCACAGUGUUUUUUAAUCCCAGGGCUAGCCCUUCUGAAUUUGUGGUUCCAUUAGCAAAGUAUGUUAAAGCUGUCUACCAUACCCGUGUCUCUGUCGGCAUGCGAUUUCGGAUGCUGUUUGAAACAGAAGAGUCAAGUGUUCGCAGGUACAUGGGCACGAUAACAGGUAUUAGCGAUUUGGAUCCUGUUCGUUGGCCAAGCUCCCAUUGGCGCUCAGUGAAGGUUGGCUGGGAUGAAUCCACUGCUGGGGAAAGACAGCCUCGGGUUUCAUUAUGGGAAAUUGAACCUUUGACUACGUUUCCGAUGUAUCCUUCUCCAUUCCCACUUAGAUUGAAGCGUCCAUGGCCAUCUGGGCUGCCAUCCUUUCCAGUUUUGAAGGAUGGUGACAUGGGCCUCAAUUCUCCACUUAUGUGGCUUCAGAGAGAGGUUGGAGAUCGUUGCAUGCCAUCCUUAAAUUUUCAAAGUUAUGGGCUCACACCCUGGAUGCAGCCGAGGCUGGACUCUGCAAUGUUGGGCCUACAACCUGAUAUAUUUCAAACAAUGGCGUCAUCUGCUUUACACGAUCCACGGGGCUUGGAGAAACGUCCCAACCAAUCUCUUCUCCAGUUCCAGCCAAACCAGAAUGUGUCUUGCCAGCCAUCAUCUCUGAUACAGAAUCAAUUGUUACAGCAAGCUCAGUCGCAGCAGACCUUGGUUCAGAGCUUUCAAGAAAACCAAACUGUGGCUCAAAAUCAAGUCCACAGUCAGCUCCUGCAGCAGCAGCUGCAAAAUUGCCGUUCAUAUAAUGACCACCAGCAGCAGCAGCAGCAGCAGCACCAGCAGCAACAGCAGCAGCAGCACCAGCAGCAACAGCAACAGCAGCAGCAGCACCACCACCAGCACCAACAGCUUCCACACUUUGAGCAGCUACGAAAUCAAUUUUCUGAUCAACAGCAAAUCGCAAAGGUUAUUAGCAAGACUCCUCCUUUCGGACCAUCCACUCAGUCCCUGCCUACUUCAUUGGAAACAAUUUCUUCUCCAUGCCCGCAGCAACUAUUUUCGAACUCUAUCAUGAACUCUGUAACUGCAGCUGACAUUUCUCCAAUGCAUAGUUUAUUGAAUUCAUUUUCUCUGGAUGGCGGAUCCCGACAAGUCACUCUAACUGACUCUAACCCUUUGGUAUCUUCCACUCCCUUGCUAUCAAAACGAGUUGCAGUUGAACCUCAGCUUUCUAGUACUGCUCCAUGUUCGCUGCCUCAAGUCGAAGAUUUGGCAGGUCCACAAAGUAGGAUCUCUGAACUCUCUUCUCUGUUGCCACCUUUGCCUGGUAGGGAUUUUUCUAUCUACCAUGGUAUUGGUGAUCCACAGAACAAUCUGUUAUUUGGGGUGAACGUUCAGCAGAAUGAGCUGGCAAACCUCAGAAGUCAUAACAAUGAGAAUGACUCAUUGUCCAUGCAGUUUGCUUGUUCCAGUUUUCCGAGUGCUGCAGGGACUGAUUUUCCACCUGCUUCUGAUAUAAUGGCUACUAGUUGUGUAGAUGAAUCAGGUUUCUUGCAGUCAUCAGAAAAUGAUGAUCACGUAAACCCACCUAGUGGAACCUUUGUGAAGGUUCAGAAAUCGGGGUCCCUCGGGCGAUCACUGGAUAUAUCUAAAUUUAGCAGUUAUCAGGAGCUGCGCAGUGAACUUGCUCAUAUGUUUGGCCUAGAAGGCCAACUGGAGGACCCCCUGAGAUCAGGCUGGCAGCUUGUAUUUGUUGACCGUGAGAAUGAUGUUCUCCUGCUGGGUGAUGACCCUUGGCAGGAGUUCGUAAACAAUGUGUGGUACAUCAAGAUCCUAUCCCCUCAAGAAGUGCAGCAGAUGGGAAAAGAGGGCUUAAAUUUUCCAAAUUCUAUACCAAGGCCCAAGCACCAAAACAGCUUCAACAGCUGUGAUGAUUACACACUUCAGCAGGACUUGAGACAUAAUAGUAAUGGGAUGGCAUCUGUAACCUCUCUUGAUUACUGAUGACUGAUGUGCCUAUUGCUGAGGACGUACGUACCUAUAAUGAAAAAACUACCUCUACCUCUACCUCGGAUAAAAGGUGGCUUACAAGCGGAUGCCUAAGUAAAAUGUGUAUCUUCGCCUUUAGCCCUGAACUCGCUAUUUCAUUCUCCAACUCAGCUUUUGUGGAAUCAAAUUGAAUGUUUAGCAGCUAAGUUUAAGGUUAUAGCAUGUAAAGCAACCAGCAGAACACUGUAAAUUAUCCUGUGUGGUGUCCCCUGAACUGCUGUGGGGUGAAUCACACAACUUCCUCUAAGUAGGGCAAUAUUGCAGAUGUAACACUUCCAUCAUUAUUGUAUUAUUAUUGUAGUUAA
Molecule: messenger RNA, 3771 nt
Organism: Beta vulgaris subsp. vulgaris (sugar beet)
Lineage: Eukaryota; Viridiplantae; Streptophyta; Magnoliopsida; Caryophyllales; Amaranthaceae
Product: auxin response factor 6
Exons: 14
Coding region: 641-3421 (926 amino acids)
Biological process (GO): response to hormone; regulation of DNA-templated transcription
Cellular component (GO): nucleus
Molecular function (GO): protein binding; DNA binding
Source: RefSeq, a predicted model, not a curated record